Notolabrus celidotus (New Zealand spotty) is the source of this 2068-nucleotide messenger RNA. RefSeq names its product solute carrier family 23 member 1-like. The record is from RefSeq and is a predicted model, not a curated record. Gene Ontology annotation, biological process: transmembrane transport. The transcript has 12 exons. NCBI's taxonomy places the organism in Eukaryota, Metazoa, Chordata, Actinopteri, Labriformes, Labridae. Bases 1 to 1851 code for a protein of 616 amino acids. Gene Ontology annotation, cellular component: membrane. Gene Ontology annotation, molecular function: transmembrane transporter activity.
AUGGCCUCAGGGAAAGAUAUCGUUGGACUUGAUAACCCUGCAUUUGAUACUGGUGAACAAGUCAAUAAUCAACUCAGAGGAAAGGAAGGAAAGACAAAAAAGGGCAGCUUUGAAGCAGAAGAGGACAGAAACAAACCCAUCUAUUGUGUGACCGAUGUUCCCCCCUGGUACCUUGCUAUUUUUCUGGCCAUUCAGCAUUACCUGACAGCAUUCGGUAGUAUCCUCUCCAUACCUCUCAUUCUGUCAGAGGGACUGUGUCUGCAGCAUGACAGCCUGACUCAGAGUCAACUCAUUAACACCAUAUUCUUCGUCUCCGGCCUGUGCACCCUGCUGCAGGUCACCUUCGGUGUCAGGCUUCCCAUCCUACAAGGUGGAACAUUUGCUUUGCUAACACCUGCUGUAGCCAUGUUAUCUUUGCCAGAGUGGAAAUGCCCAGCUUGGACCCAGAACGCCACUCUGGUCAACACCUCCUCACCUGUCUUUAUAGAAGUGUGGCAGACCCGCCUGAGAACACUGCAGGGCUCUAUCAUGGUGGCCUCCCUACUCCAGAUCCUGGUUGGUUUCUCUGGCCUGAUUGGCUUCCUCAUGCGCUUCAUUGGCCCUUUAACCAUUGCCCCCACGGUCUCUCUCAUCGGCCUGUCACUGUACGACUCAGCUGGAAUCAAGCUUGGCAGUCACUGGGGCAUCUCUGCUAUGACCACAGCGCUGAUCAUUCUGUUCUCCCAGUACCUUCGUGGUGUACCAGUUCCUUUCCCUGCAUACAACAAAGCCAGGAAACUGCAUACCUCAAAGUUCUAUAUCUUCCAGGCCGUACCUAUUCUGCUGGGCAUAAUGGUGUCAUGGUUAGUCUGCUACCUUCUUACCAUCUAUGACGUCCUACCAUCUGAUCCAGCCAUAUAUGGACACCUGGCCCGCACUGAUGUGAAAGGGAAUGUGGUUGAAGAGGCUUCCUGGUUCUCAGUUCCUUAUCCUGGUCAGUGGGGUGUUCCAACCGUGAGCCUGCCAGGUGUGAUGGGCAUUAUGGCUGGUAUAAUAUGCUCCAUGGCAGAGUCUGUGGGUGACUACCACGCGUGUGCUAAGCUUUCAGGGGCUCCUCCUCCUCCUAAGCAUGCUAUCAACCGGGGCAUUGGUAUCGAAGGGCUUGGCUGUUUGUUGGCAGGGGCCUUCGGCUCAGGGAACGGCACUACCUCAUUCAGUGAGAAUGUGGCUGCUCUGGGUAUUACCAAAGUGGGUAGCCGGAUGGUCAUUCUUCUGAGUGGAGUUUUCAUGAUUUUGAUUGGGAUGUUGGGUAAAGUUGGAGCCAUUUUCACAACCAUCCCCACUCCUGUGCUUGGAGGAAUGUUCCUGAUCAUGUUUGGAGUCAUAUCUGCAGCAGGAAUAUCUAAUCUGCAGUCCACAGAUAUGAACUCCUCCAGGAACAUAUUUGUUUUUGGCUUUUCCAUCUUCACUGCACUUGUUGUCCCUAACUGGAUAAUGAAGAAUCCUGAUUCCUUUAAAACAGGUGUGAACGAGCUGGACCAAGUGAUCCACAUACUGUUGUCCACACAUAUGUUUGUAGGAGGGUUUCUCGGCUUCUUCCUGGAUAACACGAUUCCAGGGACCAAACGCGAGCGUGGCCUCUUAGCUUCUGAUGAAUUCAAUCUCGAAGACUCGGGAAGCGCAGAAACUGAAGAGGUGUACGACCUACCCUUUGGCAUAACCUCUUGUCUCUCGUCUCAGUCUUGGAUUCGUUAUGUCCCAUUCUGCCCACAGAAGGGUUAUAGGACUCAGCACAAGUCCGAAGGCAAUCAGACUUCAUACAAUGAGCAGCUGCCAAACUGCACAGAGGUCACUGAGGAAUUUGCUUUUUAAAGUCUGAAACAGAGUUGGUGUGAUAAAAUAAUGACGUGAGUAAUGUAUCUGCUUCUUUUUUGAAGUCAUGAUGCCGUUUUUUUAUCAAACAGAGGCCACAGAAAUAUUGUCAGGUCCAAGGAUCUUUAUUCAUUAACCCUCCUGUUAUGUUCGUUUCUCUGGAACAGCAAUAAUGUUCCUGGGUCAAUUUGACCUGGGCAUAUUCAAUUAUCCAAAA